AUGAGUGACAAGGCCGAAGCUUCCGGCACGGAGACACUUCGCCGUAUGCAGACGGCGGAGAGCGUCCUUCUUCCGAUACCUCGUGACACCUUUGAGAAGCUCUAUCUAACUCCUAAGAUGCCCAUUGCGGGAAACCUACGUCGAACUUUUGGAAACCCAACCCCUAUUUCGCUGAUGGGAUUUCUGGCUGCUGCGACGCCUAAUGCGAUGCUUCAUAUGGGCUGGAGAGGAGCUGGAGGGGACGGAGGUGCUAUUCUUCCAGCCUAUAUUUUUUUUGGUGGUAUAGUUCAAGUUAUAGGGGCAAUCGGAGAGUGGAUCCUUGGGAAUACAUUCUCGUGUGCAGUUUUUUUCACAUACGGAGCAUUCUGGCUUGCCCAAGGAGCAUCCUUAAUGCCCUUCUUUGCAGUGGGAAUCAACUAUACUUCCACAGGUGACAAUCUUCUGGGUAAGGAGACAACCGGAUACAAUGCUACGACUGGACUUUAUUAUGUGACGCUCGCCUUGAUCACAUUUGUUUAUCUCAUCUGCUCAAUCCGGACCAACAUAUGUCUCUUUCUCGCUCUCUUCUUCCUAGUACUGACAUAUAGCCUCUACGCUGCCGUGUAUUUCUACAACGCACUUGGAGACUUUGGGUUCGCAGGUAAAUUAGAAAUCGUAGCCGGAGCGUUUAACUUUAUCCUUUGCAUCCCUAUUUGGUACAUUUUUAUUGUGCAGAUGUUGGAAUCCAUUGACUUCCCAAUUGUGUUGCCGGUUGGUGAUCUAAGUGAGGUAGUGAAAGGGAGACGUCAAAAGGUACGCACAGAUAUGGAAGAUGAGGUAUAG
This is a messenger RNA of Talaromyces proteolyticus, 822 nucleotides long. Its product is annotated as plasma membrane ammonium transporter. Gene Ontology annotation, cellular component: plasma membrane. Lineage: Eukaryota; Fungi; Ascomycota; Eurotiomycetes; Eurotiales; Trichocomaceae. Bases 1 to 822 code for a protein of 273 amino acids. Gene Ontology annotation, molecular function: acetate transmembrane transporter activity. The transcript has 5 exons. The record is from RefSeq and is a predicted model, not a curated record.